AUUAUAUUUCAUCAACACCAACCAGGAUGGGGCUACACCCGCUCGAACUCCUUUUCAGGAUGCCAAACAUCUUCGGUGACAUCGCGUAUCUUCGAUUGGUCGGUUAUGACGUCAUCGUCUUGAGCGAUUACAAGAUAUUGAAAGAAGCCCUCAACAGGAAUGACUUUUCUGCCCGUCCAAAACCCGUUUACACAAACGUUGCCGGGAGGAAUAACUUCGGUCUCGUCGCUUCCUCGGGUGAUGUUUCAAAGGAACAACGGCAGGUGGCGCACUCCUUCUUUCGAGAUCUUGGCCUGGUCAAGAGAAGCAUGGAAGAAAAGAUAGUCGUCGAAAUCAACUAUCUCAUGGAAGAGUUUAGAAAAUCAGAGGGAAAAUCUUUCAAUCCGAAAGUGAUGAUAAACAACGCUGUUUCGAACAUCAUCUGUUCCGUCCUAUUUGGGUCCAGGCACGAGUAUAAUGAUCCAGUCUUCAAUGAGAUGUUAGACGCACUCAAUUCGAAUCUGCAGAUUAGUAAAUCCGGCGGACUCUUCUUCUUCCUGCACGCCAUAGCUAACAUCCCCAAGACCCCUGGCCACAAGAUUCGCCAGAAUGUGACCUGUAUCUCCAGCAAUAUCAAGAAAUUCCUCGAGGAUCAUCUCAAAGACCACCAGGCCGACUGUCCCCGCGACAUGCUCGAUAUGUACAUCGAUAAGAUCCGUCAGAACCAGAAGAACGGUACUUCAUCGUCCUAUGAUAAGAUCAACACCGUAUUCAGUCUCGCCGACAUCUUCAGCGGUGCUUCGGAGACCACGACCACCACAUUGCGGUGGCUUAUGCUCCAUUUGAUCACCAAACCCGACAUCCAGAAAAAAAUUCAAGCCGAGAUCGACAAAGUAGUCGGACGAGACAGAUUCCCGACGUUACAGGAUAAACCAAAUCUUCCAUACACCGAGGCAACCAUUCUAGAGGUCCUACGGCUCAACUUCGUCACACCUCUCGGAGUCCCACAUCAGUACAUGGGGCGUGGCGAUCUCCGUUUCCAUGGUUACGAUAUACCCGAGGGCGCCAUCAUCAUUGCCAAUUACUGGAGGAUAUCACGAGAUCCAAAGAUUUGGGAUGACCCGGAAGUGUUCAAGCCCGAACGCUUCCUGGACGCAGAGGGGAACUGCGUGAAGCCUGAAGAGUUGAUGCCGUUCAGUAUUGGUAAACGAAUGUGCAUCGGUGAACCGCUGGCCAAAAUGGAACUCUCUCUGAUCUUGGCAUACCUUCUCCACCAGUUCACCUUUACCUUACCGGAAGACGAGCCAUCGUACUCCAUGAAAGGUUCUUUUGGCGCCGUCAAUACACCCGUAUCCUAUGAAAUCCGCGCAAUACCACGAGACUGAAUAGAGUAGAAGUCGCCGAACGCUUCACGGACGGGCUAAGAUCCGACUACGAUCGGAAUGCGAUCGUCGUAUGACCGGACUAUUGUAAAAAAGACAUUUGAGUAAAAAAAAAUAA
Molecule: messenger RNA, 1479 nt
Organism: Lytechinus pictus (painted urchin)
Lineage: Eukaryota; Metazoa; Echinodermata; Echinoidea; Temnopleuroida; Toxopneustidae
Product: cytochrome P450 2U1-like
Exons: 7
Coding region: 27-1364 (445 amino acids)
Biological process (GO): xenobiotic metabolic process
Cellular component (GO): intracellular membrane-bounded organelle; cytoplasm
Molecular function (GO): oxidoreductase activity, acting on paired donors, with incorporation or reduction of molecular oxygen, reduced flavin or flavoprotein as one donor, and incorporation of one atom of oxygen; heme binding; steroid hydroxylase activity
Source: RefSeq, a predicted model, not a curated record